Messenger RNA from Acanthopagrus latus (yellowfin seabream), 788 nucleotides. It is a transcript of the gene pttg1, whose product is annotated as PTTG1 regulator of sister chromatid separation, securin. Bases 161 to 718 code for a protein of 185 amino acids. Gene Ontology annotation, cellular component: cytoplasm; nucleus. Gene Ontology annotation, biological process: chromosome organization. The record is from RefSeq and is a predicted model, not a curated record. Lineage: Eukaryota; Metazoa; Chordata; Actinopteri; Spariformes; Sparidae. The transcript has 6 exons.
CUUCUGCCGUACGGCGACCAAUCAGAUGAAGGCAGUGAAUUUAAAAAGGAGCCGCGACCCCACGGAAACAAAUUUCAGACCAUAACAACUUUCUGGACUGACAGCAGGAGAACAACCAGCAGCGUUUAUCACAGCUGACCGAGGCAACAUUAGCGAUACAAUGGCCAACAUAAUCUUUGCAGAGCGAGAAAACGCACGCCUUCAUCCACCCACUCUGAAGAUGCGACAGCGCCUUCAGUCUGCUCCAGAGAAACUAUUGAAAUCUCCCAUGAUUGCCAAAUCUUUUAACACUCCUCUGCCAUCUGGUCGUAAGGCUUUUGGUACCGUCAACAAACAAAUCGCAACCCCAGAUGUUGGUGCACAAGAGAAGAAACUCCUGAAGCCACAGGAAACCAAAGUCAAGCUUGCUACUCAGACCAAAGUGGAGGAAUAUCCAGACAUUGAGAAGCUCAUCCCUUAUGACCCACUAGAGUUUGAGAAAUACAGUGUUCCUGAAGAUCUGAUUCCUCUCAGUGGCUUUGCUCUGCCUGGACUGGCCUCUUUCCCACAAGUUCCACAUCUUUUUAAAGAUGACCUGGAAACACUGGACCCUCUCCCAAAUCUGUCACCUGUAAAGAUGCCAAAGCAUACAGAUUAUUGCUCAGAGCUGGAUGCCUUUCUUCAAACCAUUGAUGAACUGACCAUUGAACUUCCCCCAGAGUCUGUUACUGACUUUUAAUGUUUUUUUUUUAAUAUUUUUUUUAUCACUGUUUUUACUGAAAUAAAGUUUUUAUCUGUUACUGCUGUUA